Phycomyces blakesleeanus NRRL 1555(-) is the source of this 1729-nucleotide messenger RNA. RefSeq lists its product as hypothetical. Gene Ontology annotation, biological process: thiamine biosynthetic process. The record is from RefSeq and is a predicted model, not a curated record. Gene Ontology annotation, cellular component: cytoplasm. Gene Ontology annotation, molecular function: ATP binding; hydroxyethylthiazole kinase activity; thiamine-phosphate diphosphorylase activity. NCBI's taxonomy places the organism in Eukaryota, Fungi, Mucoromycota, Mucoromycetes, Mucorales, Phycomycetaceae. The coding region runs from base 111 to 1634 and encodes 507 amino acids. The transcript has 7 exons.
AUCAUUUCUCUCAAUAUAUUGUAUAUAUUGUAUAUAUAAAAAUACACAUAUAAAGAAAGAAAGGAAUAAAGAAAAAGUAAAGAGAUAAAGAAAAGCAAGCAAAUAAUAAUAUGAAGGUGGAUUAUUCUCUCUAUUUGGUAACUGACAGCUCGCUUGUCCCAAAGAACACUACUCUUUUGGCACAAAUCGAAAGUGCUUUGCAAGGAGGCACGACAAUUGUUCAGCUGCGAGAAAAGGAGCUCGAAACUGGGCCCUUUAUUGCCCUUGGUCUGCAAGUCAAGGCACUGACCCAACGUUACCACGUACCCCUGAUUAUCAAUGAUCGUCUCGAUGUCGCGCAGGCAAUUGAUGCCGAUGGUGUUCAUAUUGGCCAAGAUGACAUGCCACUAGUCCAGGCACGUAAAAUACUAGGUCCCACCAAAAUUAUUGGCGUGUCAGUCUAUAAUCAAAAGGAAGCCAACGAUGCAAUUGCCAAUGGUGCUGAUUACCUUGGAAUCGGUGCUGUCUGGGAUACAUCUACCAAGAAAAUCAAGAGAUCUCCCCUUGGUAUCCAAGGUGUUCAAGAUGUAUUGCGCUUGAUGGAUGUACCAAUUCCCACUGUGGCUAUUGGUGGUAUCCAUGUCUCAAAUGCCCAGGAGUUGAUGAUUGGAUCAGCUUCGGGCACAAGACACUUGGAUGGAUUAGCAAUCGUUUCUGCCAUUAUUGCCUCCAGUGAUCCCAAGCAGACAUGCCAGGCAUUCAGUGGUCUGUUGAACAACGUGUUUGGUUCUUUCGAACCUCCAAUUGCAUUGGACACAAGCUCAAUAGUCGAGAAAUCUAUAAAACUUGUUGAUCUGCUCAAGCAAACUGGUCCCAUGGUUCAUCAUAUCACAAACUAUGUUGUUAUUAACGACAAUGCUAAUGCUACACUGGCCUUGGGUGCUUCUCCUAUCAUGUCUACAAACACAGAAGAAAUCGACGAUCUGGCAGCUGUUAAUGAUGCUUUGUUAUUGAACAUGGGAACUCUCAAUGACAUUGACGCCAUGAUUCUGGCCGCUCAGACAAAUACACGCCACGGUCACCCGGUUGUAUUGGAUCCCGUUGGUGCAGGUGCAACACAAUUCCGAAAGGACACCGUUGCACGCUUCUUAAAAGAAUGUAAUCUGAGUGUGAUCAAGGGAAAUGGAGGCGAGAUCUUGUCAAUGGCCAACCGGGGAGGUCGUUCUAGAGGUGUCGACUCAGUGGGAAACAAUGGAGGAGAGGCAAAUGCUGUAUUGGCUGUUUCAGAACUGGCAAAGAAUAAUGGCUGUGUCGUGGUAAUGACUGGGCCCAUGGAUUAUAUCUCUGACGGCACCCGUGUGUUUGUGGUUGAGAAUGGACAUCCUAUGAUGGCACUUAUUACAGGAAGUGGCUGUAUGGCCAGUUCUGUUGUUGCAUGCUUCCAAGCAGUGUCUGAGGAUCCUUUGAUUGGUGCUGUAGCAGGUAUGCUCACUAUCACAAUUGCUUCUGAAUUGGCGAUGAAGCGACCAGAAGUAAAAGGACCAGGCACUUUCCGUGCUGCUCUUCUGGAUGAACUAUACACCAUAUCCAAUUCUCCUGAGCUCAUUCGCACACACGCAAGACUUCGCGAGAUUCCUUUAGCUCGAUCAAACUAAUUAUUUUAAAGAAAUAUAUUACCGCAUAUAUGUACCUAUAUCGUGCAUGUAUUUAAUAAAUAUAUAAAUAAAUAAAAGUAAAUCUACGUAGAGAU